AACUCUAGCUUGGGAAAUUCCUGAAGAUUUGGAAGAGGGAGGAAGGAGGUCAACAGCGCAGCCCUGGGUUAACUUUGUCAAGUCUGUAAAGCCAGGAACGUGGCGAGCUAUGCAGCUGUGCCCUUUCAUACAGCAGAUCCUGAAAUACAGAGCCAUUCAUUAAUGCUGCAGCAUUCUUGCAUGACUUAAAAUCUGCAAAAUGAACUGUUGGAGCACGAACUAAUCCAGGCAGUCGUGUGCUGAUCUCUUUAAAAAGCAAGACACCGAGAAGAGGGGAAACUCCUCCUCCAGGGUGUCGGCCCUUGAAUGUGUGCCGUUUCUGGCUCAUAAAAGCCGGCGCUGCCCUUGCAAAAGUCGUCUCUUUCUAAGGCUCUUGGACGGGCGAUUUCGGUUCGGCGAGAGGUAGGAAGGCCUGGAGAAUGGCUCAGGAGUUUGUGGCGAGUAAAAUCCGACGCGACAAGGUGACCGUGUUUGGGAAACCCUCCUGUCCUUAUUGUCACAUGGCCGUGGAGCUCCUGGAGGGACUUGGGGUCAAGAACUUGGAAUACGUGGACCUCACCACCCGGGCGGAUAUGGCCAACAUUCAGGACUACAUGCUGCGCACCACGGGCGCCAGAUCGGUCCCACGUAUUUAUAUUGGAGAAACUUGUAUUGGUGGUUAUGACAACCUGAAAGCUUUAUAUGACAGUGGAGAACUCAUUCCAAGAUUAAAGCAAAUUCAUGCUUUGUAAUAAUUUUGAGCAGAGGUGACGGGAGACGGGGACUACCUCCUUUUGCAGCUGAAGACUUGGGAAUACAACUAGUCACAUCUACUUCAAGAUCCAUAUUCAUUCAGAGAAUUGGUGACAGAGGGCUGCACAUUCUAGUAAUUAUUUACCUUGCUAAGAAUAUUGCUAUAACUUAUCUCUUCAGCAUGUCUUUCUGAAAAUGGAACCAAAAGAAGCAGCCCACUGUAAUAAAAUGCAUCUUAUUUUCUUACAGUUCAAAAAUCUCUGGCUCAAAUGCAUUCCCCUUCAUUUGUCAAUAUCUCUUGUUAACUCUUUCUGCCCUGUCCAUCCCCUCCUCCUUCCAUUUAUCCAUGACUACCUUUUUCCUCUGUGGCUUUAAAUAACUCUAUCUCCUUCAUUCUUGCCUAGAGACAGUUCCUUUGUCCCAAGAGGAGUGAGAACUCUGCCUCUGUGUGUCAUGCCCCAUCAUUUGGAGAGCUAUAAUACCAGUCUGGGACAUAUUUCCUUGCUUCAUGUUUUCUCUAUCAAUCUCACCACCUCUCUAUCCAAACAAGAGUUACCAUGUGUGUUCCCACUUUCCAACCUGUCUUUUUUAGCCUCCUAUCUUUUACGCAACAAAAAGAUCCAAGGGCUGGAAGACCUUUGGCAGCCCUGUGAAAUCACUGGACACAAAAUGAGCCUGCUGGGCAGGCAUCAUAUCAGUGUUACUGUGUAGUGCCUGACAUGUAAAAGGUUAGAAAUAAAAUAUAUAACAUGAAUUAUCUUGGUUUUCAUAACUGACUUCUUGAAAUAACUGGGUUCCUUCUAUUAAAAGCAAUUUUGUGAAUAAGAUAACUGGCAUAAAGUUGUCCAUAAGCUGAACAGAUAAGAAAAUGCUUUCCCAGGGUUCUACCCAUCAGCCUUAUCCAUCUGUUGCUGGACUACAUGGCUUCAGACUUCAAAGUAUGAGAAAUGAACACUUACCCCAUUUUUAUAUUUAAAAAAGUGAACUUCUCUGCACAAAUAAAGCUAGCAGACCAUGAAGAUUGUUUUCUGUAAAAAAACAACAACAACCAUUCAACACCCCCCUCCCCCCACAGACACACACACACAAUUGGAAGUUAUGUCAGUGCAUUAUGGGAGAUGUUGUUUCUAAAUUUUAUCCUUUAGCAAUUGGGUCAUAUUUGUAAAAAUGUAUCUGAUCCAAAGUAAUCCUUGUCACAGGCACAAGUGACAAGUGUCAUUAUCUUGGAAGAAACUUCUUUUUAAAAAAUUACAUCUCAUUUCCUUUCUCUUUUGUCUCUGCGCACCUUCCAAGUCUGUCAUUAACCAACAUGAACAACUUAAGUAUUUGGUAUCAAACAAAAGAAUGCAAAACCAAUAGUGUGAAACAAUUUCACAGACUGUUAAACUGGGCUGGAGGGUGGGUUUGUUUUGCUUCAUCAGGUCCAAACUUCUGUCAUGACUUCUAAUUUGAGUGUUAUUUUUAAGACUUUUUCAAUUAAACCUGUUGGGUGCAUUAAGAACAGUAUCUCAAAUAAAAGAAUUUAAAAAUUAUA
This is a messenger RNA of Sphaerodactylus townsendi, 2266 nucleotides long. RefSeq names its product glutaredoxin (gene GLRX). Lineage: Eukaryota; Metazoa; Chordata; Lepidosauria; Squamata; Sphaerodactylidae. The record is from RefSeq and is a predicted model, not a curated record. The coding region runs from base 420 to 731 and encodes 103 amino acids. The transcript is spliced from 3 exons.